Molecule: messenger RNA, 2593 nt
Organism: Argentina anserina (silverweed cinquefoil)
Lineage: Eukaryota; Viridiplantae; Streptophyta; Magnoliopsida; Rosales; Rosaceae
Product: pentatricopeptide repeat-containing protein At2g36980, mitochondrial
Exons: 2
Coding region: 124-2001 (625 amino acids)
Molecular function (GO): protein binding
Source: RefSeq, a predicted model, not a curated record
CCCAACUCGGCAACACUGUCUGUGACCUCACACGUAGUUACUUCCUAAACCGAGCUUCAACUUUGAGCUUGUGGCACAGUCUUCCUCACCAGACAAUCACGUAGUUUGCUUCAACAACAGGACAUGAAAUGCACUCAAACACUGAUCAAAACGACGUCGCAGAUAGCAGCCUUUGCCCGAUCGGGUCACAUAAAACACGCCCGCCAACUGUUCGACGAAAUGCCUCACAGAGACUCCAUUGCUUGGAACGCAAUGCUAACCGCCUACACCCAUCUCGGCUUCCACCACGAAGCUCUCUCGCUUCUACGACGCAUGAGAAUCUCCGGCACCAGCCCCGAUCACUUUACCUUCACCGCCACGUUAAGCGCCUGCGCCGGGGCAAGUGAGCUAAAAUGUGGAACCAAACUCCAUGGCUUGGUCACUGUUUUGGGUUACCGGAGUUACUUGCCAGUUAACAAUGCGCUUAUCGAUAUGUACGGCAAGUGCUUAGCCCCUUGUGGGGCUAGUAGAGUGUUUGAGGAGAUGAGACUUAGGAAUGAAGUAAGUUGGUGUAGUUUGUUGUUUGCAUACACGAAUUCAGGAAAGUCUGAUGCGGCGCGUGGAGUGUUUAAUCUGAUGCCUAGAAGAGUGGAGGUAGCUUGGAAUGUUAUGAUUGUGGGGCAUGCGCGAAAUGGGGAAGUGGAGUUGUGUUUGGGUUUGUUGAAAGAGAUGAAGGAGAGUUUGUGCUGGCCGGAUCAGUGGACUUUCAGUGCUGUAAUGAGUGCUUGCGCAGAUGCAUUGGAGUUUUGGUGUGGUUGCAUUCUGCAUGCUUUGAUUAUUAAAAGUGGGUGGAGCUCUUUUGUGGAGGUGAAGAACUCAGUUUUGAGCUUUUAUGCUGAUUUAGGUUGCCUGGAGAAUGCGGUGAAAGUUUUUGAGUCCGGUGGAACUCUGACACAGGUGUCCUGGAAUGCGAUGAUUGAUGCCUACAUGAAACUGGGAAGUACACAUGAAGCACUUCGUGUAUUUCAGCUAUGCCCUGAAAGAAAUAUUGUCUCGUGGACGUCUAUGAUCUCAGGAUAUGCAAGAAAUGGAAAUGGGGAAGAAGCUGCAAUGUUCUUUGUUCAUAUGUUGAGAACUGGGCUCCAGCCCGAUGGUUGUAGUUUUGCUGCUGUGCUUCAUGCAUGUUCAAACUUGGCAUUACUUGGAUGCGGGGAAAUGUUUCAUGGUCGCAUAAUUCACUGUGGUUUCCAUGCAUAUGCGUUUAUUGGAAAUGGCUUGGUUAACAUGUAUGCUAAAAGCGGGGAUCUGAAAGGGUCCAUCUGUGCAUUUCAUGAUAUACUGCACAAAGAUUUGGUAUCUUGGAAUUCGAUGUUGUUUGCAUUUGGAUUGCAUGGAAAAGCUAUCCAAUCUCUUCAAGUUUUUGAGCAAAUGGUGGUAAAUGGGGUCAAACCAGAUAAUGUUACCUUUAUCGGGUUGUUGAUGGCUUGCAGCCAUUCUGGGUUGAUAGGGGAAAGUCGUGCACUUUUUGAAACAAUGCAGACAAUUUAUGGGCUCUCUCCCGACAAGGAUCAUGUGGCAUGUAUGGUGGAUAUUCUUGGAAGAGGUGGCUACUUAGCUGAAGCGAAGGAACUGGCUGAUAAGUUUUCCUCAGUAUAUAGUGCUAAGAUCAGCUCGGGUGAAGCUCUGCUUGUAGCGUGUUCUGCACAUGAGGAGUUGGGAUUUGGAAAAUACUUGGGGGAUACUCUGAAAAUGGCAGCCCCCCAUAAUGAGACAAGCUAUGUGUUAUUGUCAAAUUUGUAUUGUGCAAGUGGGCAAUGGAAGGAAGCUGAAAUGGUUAGGAAGAGAAUGGCAGAUCAAGGGGUGAAGAAAAUGCCUGGUUGUAGUUGGAUAGAAGUGAGAAACAAGGUAAUGUGUUUUGUUGCUGGGAAGAAUUCUAAGCCAUUUAUGGAUGAAGUGUACAGUAUACUACAGUACAUAAAUUUUGAAAUGAGGAAUCCGUCCUUUGUAGAUACUAAUAGUUAAGGGAACUAAUAUGUGUUGACUGUUUAAGAAAUACACAUUCCAUGUGUAAGUUGAAGAAAUACUCCAAUUGUAACAGACGCAAACAAAAAGAAUGGUGACUGAUAGAAUACCAAGAACUGUUGUUAAUGGUUGCAAAAUGCCAGCAACUACAAGCUACUGCGAGAUCAGCUAGUCGAGAAACACUGGGGCGUUUAGGAGAAUCAUUGAAGCCCUUAUCAAUAACCAAGAGUAAUCCUUUCAUGGCAGAGGUGGAAGUGAGUCCUCCCACCAGCAUAAACUUAGCAUCUGUGAUUUUCUCGAGCUGUUUGACAACAACGAUGACAUAGGGCAGUGAUUGCCUAUAGAUGUGUCUCCAACCAAUCCCCACAUUUCUGCUGGAAAAGUUGGCUACUGAAUUAAGGGAUCAGGAGGUGGUAUUUUCAAGUAGAAGGUCAAAGGGUCAGAGUGUCAGACUUUCCUUGAUUCAAGAAUUCCUCUCGAAUGAUCAUUGUGAGAAUGUGAGAGUUGUCGUCAUGACAUUUGAAUCUGUAGUUUUCACGAUGACAGGUCUUUGUCUUCCUUCAAACUCAAUUACAAAAUGUAUAGUACUUGC